This is a messenger RNA of Durio zibethinus, 1456 nucleotides long. RefSeq lists its product as uncharacterized. The record is from RefSeq and is a predicted model, not a curated record. NCBI's taxonomy places the organism in Eukaryota, Viridiplantae, Streptophyta, Magnoliopsida, Malvales, Malvaceae.
UCUUUGUUCCCAACUGAAGGCCGUGGCUUUUUAAAUUCGCUGCUCCAGGCCAGGAACACACAGCUCUACUGGCUGUUCUCUGGCUCCUUCUUUAGCCCUUUGAGAUCCUUCUCAGAUUUUUGCAAUCACCUCGUUUCAUCCGCAUACGAAAUGCAGAGGGAAAGAGAAGGCAGAAAUGACCUCUUUGAUAUGGGUGGUUCAUUUGAUGGUUUCCAAAGGUUUGGUAGCUUUGGAUCCCGUAGAACUAUAAUGCCUAGCCUCUUUGGAGGCAGAGAUCCUUUCGAUGAUCCAUUCUUCACUCGUCCACUUGGUAGCAUGUUUGAAUCUAGCAUCUUUGAUCAAAGUGCCACUUCCUGUGAAACACUGGAGAGCGAUGGAGGAAAGGGAAUAGUUAUAGAAGAACUGAACUCUGAUGACGAAGAAGACAUAGGGAAAGAUAAAUGCACCACUGAGCAUGCUGGGUCAGGCAAGGAACCAUCUAUUGAGCACCCAGAUGAUGGUGCUAAUGAUGGGAAGAUUCAGAAUAUGAAUCAUAGGAAUGACUAUGACAGGGUGAAGGGAACGAAGUCACCGGCUCGCAGUUUUAGUGUUCAGACUUGCAAAGUUACAUAUGGUGGUAUAGAUGGAGCUUAUUACACUUCUACCAAAAGCAGGAGGACAGGUGGUGAUGGAGUGGUAAUUGAGGAGAGAAAAGAAGCCGAUAGAACAACAGGUCAAGCAACACAUAGGAUUUCUAGAGGAAUUCAUGAUAAGGGCCAUUCUGUUACAAGGAAGCUCAAUUCAGACGGUAAGGUGGACACAACACAAACAUUACACAACUUGAAUGAAGAUGAGCUUGCGGAAUUUGAAGAGGCUUGGAAGGGUAAUAGUCAGGGUCAUCUGCCUGGUUGGGUUGAUGGAUUUAGCAUGCAUGCAAAUGCUGGAUCUAGAACUGAUGAACGGAUGGGGAAGGCAGUGUGGAACAAUUGGAGACUACCAUUUAGAGAUCAGGCCCGAAACACCAGAGGUAAAGGAGCAGAUAGUGAAGCAGGAACUAAUUCUGGGGGUAGAACCAAGAAAAUUGUUAGGAUUGAUAUAGAAUGAAACUAUGACCAAUUGCUGGUUACUGGUUAUGGCCUUUUUCGGUCCCUUCCCUAGCGUAAAUGAUACCAAAGUAUGGAUCUUUUAUCCAUUUAGGCGAAGCAGGUGCUAACCCGCUAGAUAUGUUUUUGUUUGGUAUUCUCUUAACAGUUGUGCAUUAGACAGUAGAAACUCUUUAUUUGCAAUGCAAGGAUGAAAAAAGUAAAAUGAAAAUAACACAAAGGACAGAACUUCAUUGGUCCUGAAAUUUACCCUUACCGUUCUUUGGAUGUGUUCUUGUUGGUCAGGUUUGUUCUUUUAUGUGUGAGACAGAGAGAGUAAAAUGUCUGAAAAAAGAACCAUGGAUUAUAAAGUGAUAAACCCCAAAUUUUUGGUG